UCGAGACCCGCCUCCUGGCUCGCCUCUAGCCCCUGAGCCCUGGGCGGGGUGUGUUCGCCGGGUAACCUGUGUUCGACGAGGGCCGACAGCACCCUGUGCGCUCCGCCAUGGAGGCCUUCCUGCAGGGUUGUCGAGCUGCUCUGCAGGAGUCCCGGCCUCUACAUGUUGUAUUGGGAAAUGAAGCCUGUGACUUGGACUCCAUGGUAUCUGCUCUCGCCCUGGCAUUUUACAUGACAAAGACAACUGAAGCUGAGGAAAUCUUUAUACCAGUUUUAAAUAUAAAACGUUCUGAGCUACCUCUGCGAGGCGACAACAUCUUCUUUCUUCAGAAGGUUCACAUUCCCGAGACAGUCUUGAUUUUUCGGGAUGAGAUUGACCUCCAUGCUUUGCAUCAGGCGGGCCACCUCACCCUCAUCCUUGUUGACCAUCAUGUCUUACCCAAGAGUGACAGAGCUCUGGAGGAGGCAGUAGCAGAGGUGCUAGACCAUCGACCCAUCGAUCAGAAACACUGCCCUCCCUGUCAUGUUUCAGUGGAACUCGUGGGAUCCUGUGCCACCCUAGUGACUGAGAGAAUCCUGCAGGGGGCACCAGAGGUCUUGGACAGGCAAACUGCAGCCCUUCUGCAUGGAACCAUCAUCCUGGACUGUGUAAAUAUGGAUCCUAAAAUUGGAAAGGCAACUCUAAAGGAUAAACAAUAUGUGGAAAAGCUGGAGGCUCUCUUCCCAGAUCUGCCGAAGAGAGAGGAUAUCUUUGAAUCCUUACAGAAAGCAAAGUUUGAUGUCUCAGGACUGACCACUGAGCAAAUGCUCAGAAAGGACCAGAAGACCAUUUAUAGACAAGGCACCAAAGUGGCCAUUAGUGCAGUAUACAUGGAUUUGGAGAUCUGUGGAGUCCUGGAACGCUCCCACUCCCCAGCCCUGAAGUUGACCUCUAUGCCAAGCAUCCACCCUGACCUCCAAGCCUAUCUUCAAGGCAACACACAGGUCUCUCGAAAGAAACUUCUGCCUUUGCUCCAAGAAGCCCUCUCAGCAUAUUUUGACUCCAUGAAGAUCCCUUCAGGGCAGCCCGAGACAGCACACAUGUCCAGAGAACAGGUGGACAAGGAAUCGGACAGGGCAACUAACACCCUGAUUUCUGGACUGAGUCAAGAUGAAGAUGACCCUCCACUGCCCCCCACGCCCAUGAACAGCUUGGUGGAUGAGUGCCCUCUGGACCAGGGGCUGCCCAAGCUCUCAGCAGAGGCCGUCUUCGAGAAGUGCAGUCAGAUCUCGCUGUCGCAGUCUGCCAAUGCCUCUCCAUCAAACAAGUGACUCUGGGGAGAGAAGGGCUAGGAAGAGUAGGGGAGGUGGCUUAGUCACCUCUAGUGCAUGUUUUGAAAUGUUUGGCGAGUUCAGCGAUCGUGUCUUUUAUUGCUCCAGGAUCUAGUGUACUGUUCUCAUAAAACUGUGAGGAGAAAGAAGGGAAGGAAAGCAGCUGCUUUUAAGAAUGGCUUUCUGCCUUUUCCCUCCAAUCUCUUAUCAAAUCAGAUUUUAUUAUUUAAUUUUAUUAUUAUUUAAAUCUGCACUGAUUUUCCAGGGAUACAUUAUAAUAUUACUCAGUGUCCUAGCAGAGGGGACAAAAAGAAUGUAGACCCCAAAAGUGCCCUGAGUAAGGAUUGUAAACAGAAUCAGUAUCUGUCACAGAAUUCAAUGUUUGUUGCUGGUCUCCGUUAAUGCAGUUAUUCAUUUUUUUCAUUCAAGUCUUCAUUGAAUAUCUACUUUGAACCAAAAGGAGUAUGUUUUAGAAACUCUUCUUCCAGUUUUCAGCCUUCACUAGAUUUUGAACUCUCUCUCUUCUUUUGGCUUCAGUUAGAUGAUGGUGUUUGAUUCAAAGAUUUGAACUCUGUCUUCUGAGCUUAUUGUAAGUAUUUCAUGUUUUACUUGGAGCAAAUUGGAGUCCAUUAUCUUCUUUCUUGACCUCUUUU
This is a messenger RNA of Dipodomys ordii (Ord's kangaroo rat), 1963 nucleotides long. It is a transcript of the gene Prune1, whose product is annotated as prune exopolyphosphatase. Gene Ontology annotation, molecular function: exopolyphosphatase activity. The coding region runs from base 108 to 1310 and encodes 400 amino acids. NCBI's taxonomy places the organism in Eukaryota, Metazoa, Chordata, Mammalia, Rodentia, Heteromyidae. Gene Ontology annotation, cellular component: cytoplasm. The transcript is spliced from 7 exons. The record is from RefSeq and is a predicted model, not a curated record.